GCAUCUCCAACAGCCCGGAGCCGCGGCCCGGCCUGCGCGCGCCCGACGCCCCGGGGAGCGCGCCUCGUGCACGCGCACAGCCACGUGACCCCGUGCCGACCAACGGGCGCGCCGGGAUUUGGGGGGAUAAAGCGCGGCCCCGCGCACAGUUGCGGCGGGAGAGCGGCGGGGCCGAGAGCGUGACUCGCCCGCUCCGCGCUGCUUCCCCCGCGCCGCCUGCCCGCGCCGCCCGCGCAGCCAUGUCCGAGGAGAAGCCCAAGGAGGGCGUGAAGACAGAGAAUGACCACAUCAACCUGAAGGUGGCCGGGCAGGAUGGCUCUGUGGUGCAGUUCAAGAUCAAGAGGCACACACCGCUGAGCAAGCUGAUGAAGGCCUACUGCGAGAGGCAGGGCUUGUCAAUGAGACAGAUUAGAUUCAGGUUCGACGGGCAACCAAUUAAUGAAACUGACACUCCAGCACAGCUGGAGAUGGAGGACGAGGACACCAUUGACGUGUUCCAGCAGCAGACAGGAGGUGCGCCGGAGAGCAGCCUGGCAGGGCACAGUUUCUAGAGGGCCUGUCCCCAGCCCGGGCCAUCCGUCCUCGCAUUGCUGUUGAAUGGUGAGCACGUGACCAUGCCGACCACAAAGGCGUCUGCGGAAACUCGAGGACAUUCACCACAAUGAUUUUCCUCUCUUUGAUGUACUUCAAGUGCAACUCAAAACUAUAUCUGCAGGGAUGAAUCUGUAACUUAAAUUGGGCCAAUCAGAAUUGUUAUCUUUGUUCAGGUAAAAUGAGUUGCAAGAUAUUUUGGGUUUUUUUGUGCGUUCAUUUGUGUUCCCCGCCCCCCAAAACAUUUUUUUAACCCCAAAAUUGUAGCCUGAAUGUUCGCUUUUAGUCUGGCCAGGAAUCUGACUCCUGAGUUGGUUGCCUCUCCCCUGCUCACUCCAGUCACAUAGAGAAUUGGUGUUUCCCGCAGUGGGGAUGCAGCUGUUAGACAGGUAUUGGGGGCAAGGUGGGUAGGGAGGACAGACUGUCACUUGCUGUUACAGGCACAGGUGAUUAAAAUGCUAAAUAUUGCAAAUUUAAGCUUUGUCAGUAUAUGGAAAAGUUGAAGGGAAAAUACUGGAAUGCUUCUUCAAAGGUUAAAAAAUAACCGAGUCUUUUGGUAGUUUGACCCCACAUGCUCUCUGGCCCUCAAGCAUGUAACCUCGGGGUCUGAGGCCCAGGACCCACCCCCUGCCACCCCUCCCACCCCACUCCCUGCUCAGUACCUGUUGCCUGUUGGUACACAGGCAAGGAUUGGCACAACCAAAAUUGGCUUUUUUCUUCCUCUUAAUAUUGAAGAAAUUCCCACAUUUCUCAUUUGGUAAUGGUGUUGUGGCCUCAGAUUUCUUCUAGUAUUUGCUUCUGAUGAAUAAUUAUGGUCUAUACAUUAAAAAGUAAGAUUAAGUAUUGCUGAAUUUGCAGUUAUGUUGUCGUGUAUAAGAGCUACUUUCAAGUGUGGUUACAAAUGAACCCAUGGAAUGAUGACUUCAUGUUCUUCUCGUGGGUUUGUGCCGUGCUGCUUUCCAAAUAUGUAUUGAAUUUAUGCAUUAGUCUGGUGAUUUCAGUUCUGUGAAAUAUUUUGGGAUCUAUACCAAUUAAACAUCUUCAUAGUUCUGCCUAUUGUCCUUCCCGGAGGCUCCAUUGCUGCUUGGUGGCCAUUCUCUGCCUUUUGUAGUCACCUGAACAACGACCCAUCAUCUCUUGCUUGCUUGAAAUCUUGCUGAAAUGUUCUCAUUUCCUGUUUGCUGUAUGGGCUGGGGUGGGAUGUUUGUUGCCUCUGUUGUGUUUAUUCACCAAUUUGUACAUUAUUUGUUGUCCUUUACUACUGUAAACAGUAAAUAUAGUUUGGUAUUCUGUC
Symphalangus syndactylus (siamang) is the source of this 1885-nucleotide messenger RNA. It is a transcript of the gene SUMO3, whose product is annotated as small ubiquitin like modifier 3. Lineage: Eukaryota; Metazoa; Chordata; Mammalia; Primates; Hylobatidae. The record is from RefSeq and is a predicted model, not a curated record. Gene Ontology annotation, molecular function: protein binding.